Molecule: messenger RNA, 975 nt
Organism: Hyaloscypha bicolor E
Lineage: Eukaryota; Fungi; Ascomycota; Leotiomycetes; Helotiales; Hyaloscyphaceae
Product: kinase-like protein
Exons: 1
Biological process (GO): protein phosphorylation; regulation of mRNA processing; spliceosomal complex assembly
Molecular function (GO): ATP binding; protein kinase activity
Source: RefSeq, a predicted model, not a curated record
GAAGACAACGACAAGGCACCCACGGGACCCCUCUACAUGUAUCCGAGCUUCGACGAUGUGGAAAACAUUGAGUAUUACCAGCCUGGAGGAUACCAUCCAGUAAGGAUGGGAGAUCGAAUCGGAGGACAAUACAAGAUCAUUCACAAACUUGGCUAUGGCGGAUUCGGAACUGUCUGGCUUGCUCGGGAUACCGAAAAACAACGAUACGUCGCCCUCAAAAUCAUCCUUGCCGACUUCUCUAAGGACGCGAUGGAGAAAGACUUGAACGUUUUGAAGCAUCUGGCAGGGCACGUUGAGCGGCCUGGUGGGAACUUUGUUGAAAUCCCCCUCGAGGAUUUCUGGAUCACGGGACCGAACGGAAACCAUCUCUGCAUUGUCUCUGAAGUUGCUGGACCAAGCAUUGCCCAUCUCACCAGAACGUACAAUUCCAAGAUCGAGCCACAGGAUGCGCGAAGGAUGGCGCUUCAAAUCACGCAAUGCCUGGCAUUCCUGCACUCCGGAAAAGUCGGUGUCGCACAUGGAGAUCUCACUACCAGCAAUGUCCUCCUCGAACUCGGCAACUUGGAUUCCUUGCCCCAAGACAAGCUUCUUGAGAUCUUAGGACAGCCAGCCGCGGAGCAGGUCAGGCCAUACACUGACAAAACACUAGGCGCCGGUGCUCCAGACUUCUUCUAUCAUUCCGCCACCUUGACGAGGCUGAGCAACUUCUUCACAGGAAACAUCGUAGUCAUCGACUUUGGUACUUCCUUCUUCUUGGACAAGCCACCAGCGGGUCUCAGCAAACCACCCGUUCAAUUUUGCUCUCCUGAACUCAUCUUACAGAAGCAGAAGAGCAGAGCUUCUGACGUCUGGGCUCUUGCCUGUACCAUCUUUGAGGUGAGGGCUGGAAGUCCGUUAUUUGAGUCAUUCAUUUUUGGAGAAGAGGAUGUGCUGGAGUCAAUAAUUGGAACUCUCGGUCCGCUCCCUGAACAAUAC